Molecule: messenger RNA, 2709 nt
Organism: Alnus glutinosa
Lineage: Eukaryota; Viridiplantae; Streptophyta; Magnoliopsida; Fagales; Betulaceae
Product: heat stress transcription factor A-6b
Exons: 2
Coding region: 557-1555 (332 amino acids)
Biological process (GO): regulation of transcription by RNA polymerase II
Cellular component (GO): nucleus
Molecular function (GO): DNA-binding transcription factor activity; RNA polymerase II cis-regulatory region sequence-specific DNA binding
Source: RefSeq, a predicted model, not a curated record
GAAAGGAUUGAGGAGAGAGAAAAAUAUCUGAAUCCCAUUUGGGUUCUCUCUUUUCAUCAUCGCCUUCUAGCUCUAACAUUUCAUAUCUCCUUAAAAAGGAAAAAGAUAAUAGAACCCUACGCCCCCCCACCCACAACCACCAAAUAAUGAAAAAAAGUAGCGAAUAUAUUUAUAAAUUGAAGAUACCCUUUUCACAUUUACAUCCUUAGUUCUUAGUUCUCCUGAGUUCUUCCCCUUUCUUGACCUUCACAGCCACCUAGCUAAUCUCCUCUUCUCUUUCCAGUCUAAGGUUGUUUGAUUAUUAUUCCCAUUUGAAGAAACCCUUCUAUUAUCAAUAGCUAGCCUACUCUCAUUGAAAGUCGAAGUUUCAACUGCAUUUUAAUUUCUGGACUUAGGCCAUUUUAUCCUCUCAAAAACCCAAAUCAAAUCAAAUCCAUACUUCUGUGACCAACCCAGAUCACAAUUAAUCUUCUUUGUGCCUUUUUUCCAACCAGGAAUCCUCAAGGCCGAGUUAAAGGAGGAGUUUCCAGGAGCCAGUUCGUCUUCUUCGCCGUCUAUGGAUAUUCCUCCUCCUCAACCAAGGGAGGGACUCCAUGACGCAGGCCCUCCACCAUUCCUUACCAAAACCUAUGACAUCGUCGACGACCCCACAACAAACCAUAUUGUUUCUUGGAGUAUAGGGAACAACAGCUUCAUCGUAUGGGAUCCUCAUACCUUUGCAAUGAGUCUUCUCCCCAGAUUCUUCAAGCACAACAAUUUCUCAAGCUUUGUCAGGCAGCUCAACACUUAUGGGUUUAGGAAGGUUGAUCCAGAGAGGUGGGAGUUUGCCAAUGAAGGGUUUCUUAGAGGACGAAAGAAUCUUCUAAAGAAUAUGAGGAGGAAGACGACGACUCAACCUCAGGCUUCACAACAGGCUCUGGACGCUUGUGUUGAGGUUGGACUGUUUGGAUUGGAGGGAGAAGUUAAUUGGUUGAGGCGUGACAAGCAGGUUCUAAUGGGGGAACUGGUGAAACUUAGACAGGAACAGCAGAAUACUAGAAGUUACCUUCAAGCAAUGGAGGAUAGACUUAGAAAGACAGAACAGAAACAGCAUCAGAUGAUGAAUUUCUUGGCAAGAGCAAUGAAGAAUCCCUACUUUUUACAACAAUUAGUUCAGCAGAAGGACAGAAGGAAAGAACUCGAGGAAGCAAUAAGUAAGAAGAGAAGGCGACCUAUUGAUCUAGGUGGAGGAGGAACCUUUGUCAAAGUUGAGCCUGAUCAGGAUUCCGGCGGCAUGUCCGAGUUUGAAGUUUCAGAACUGGACAUACUUGCUAUUAACAUGCAAGGACAAAAUGGAAGCCAAAAGAACCCUGUGGAAGAAUAUAUAGAGAAUGGAGAUCAGGAACAUGAAAGUAGAGAUAAGGACCUUGAUGAAGGAUUCUGGGAAAAUUUGUUUAAUGAUCAGAAUAUCGCAGAAGAAAUCGGCAUUUUAGGUGUUGAACAAGAAGAUAAUGAGGAAGAUGUGGAUGUUUUGGCUGAGCAGCUCGGUUUCUUGGCCUCUAGUACUCCCAAAUAGAGAAGUACUCCUUGUCCUGGUUAAUUUUCUACUUUUUUUCCUUCCAUGAGCUGGAUUGGAGACUUGCUAUUGACUGCCUAAUCUACUGUUUGUUUUUGUUUUUUAUUAUUAUUAUUAUUAUUAUUAUUAUUUAGGUCUCCUUGAUGCCAAAAUUCAUGUAAAUUUUGGCGUGGGUUUCUUGGUAUCGACAAGGAGCGGAUGCAAUACAUGAACACUCAGGAAUGUACUUCAAAGGACUAAUUAAGCAUACGGCAAUGCAUGACAUUGCAAUAUUGCUUAAUUGUUUUAUGGAAUCACUUAACAAUUCUAUCUCUUUUAGGCGCCCUUUAAUAUCAUUAAUGUUUCCCAAAUUCCCAUUAAUUUUUAGUGGUGUCUAUUGCCUUGGGUUAAAUCACUGCUUACCUCAAAAAUUUAAGUAAAUUUAAUUAUUUAAUUAAUAUUCUAAUACUUCUCCUUAUGUGUGGGUUCAAACUCCCUUUAAAUAAGUGAAAUUUAGUAUGUGAAUUAUUUACUUAAAAUGAGAGGUGAAUGACGGACACAAGGUUUGAAUUAAAAGCUUAUGUUAAAUAAUUACUUAUCUAAAAAACUUAAGCUUAUUAUAAAAAAAAAAAAAAAAUUAAUUAAUUUAAUAAUUUAAUUAAUACUCUAACAAAUUUCUCUUUUUAAUCCUAUGAUAUAAAUUCAUUGUUGGCAUGCAGUACUUCUUGGUACGUACGUUUGAAUUGCUAGCUAUAUUGAUUUUUGUUCUCAAAAUAGAAUACUCCAUGAACUCUUUAACAGAUUGUAAUUGCUUCUUAUGCAAGGGAUGCGAUCGAGUAAAUUUAUUCAUAUGCAGCUGGACUUGAGGAGGGUUAAGCUCCAAACAUAAAAACCAUAGGCGGACAACUCGAUCAGUUCAGAUCAUGCUACGUACACUUUCUCUCUUGACACUGUUUUCAUUAACGCUAUACUUUUGAGCUGUACGUUUUUCUGCAGUAUAAUUAGGCAUUUGAUCAGUGUCCUGGAGGUCGUGGAUUAAUGUAUACGGUGGCACCUAGCAUGCAUGAAGCAUUGGAGCGAUUAGAUUAUGACCGUCCAUUUUUAAACGAUCAUGAUCACUCAAUCUGGACAAUAUGAUGCUUCAAUUCUAAAGUAUAUUCAACAGUUGGAUUUAC